GUUCACAAAAAAAAAAAAAAUUUCCAAUAAUAUCGUGACCGCGCGUAUCUACAAUUUAAGAAUUCUAAAUCUACAUAAAUAAUAUACGUACAAUCCCCACAUACAUAUUAUAUAAUACAUAUAGUUAAUAAUGUUAUACAUUAAUUUAAUUUUAUUAUUCUACUUAUUACAUUUAAAUUGGAUGUUAUUGCUUAAAGGUGAAAAUAUUGAAAAUAAAUGGUAUCAAUAUUGUAAUAAUUUUAAUAAAAAUUAUUCUUUACCAUUUGAAGAUACUAUACGUCAAAAUAUUUUCAAAGAAACAAUAAAUUUUAUUAAAAAACAUAAUAAAAAAUUUCAAAAUGGUUUAGUAUCCUAUGAUUUAGGUAUAAAUCAUUUAUCUGAUUUAACAAAUUAUGAAUAUUUUCAAAAAUAUCUUCAAUAUUAUUAUUAUCAUAAUAUUAAUAAUAAGAAUAAUAAGAAUAAUUUAUAUGAUAAAAUAUUAAAAAGGAAGAUUCAACAAAGAAAAAUAAAAUUUCAUCAAAUGUUACCACGUUCAGAUAUACCAGAGACAAUAAAUUGGCUUAAAUAUGGUUAUAAAAAUAAAAUUAUUGAUCAAGAGAAUUGUAAAAAUUCUUAUAUAUUAGCAAGUAUUUCAACAAUGGAAGCACAUUAUUAUAUAAAAUAUAAAAAAUUAAUUCAAUUAUCUACAAAUAAUAUAUUAAAAUGUAUUAAAAGAUUAGGAAAUUUUGAUUGUAAUAUUGGUGGUUCAAUUGAACGUAUAUACCAAUACGGUAUGCUAUUUGGUAUUCCAUUAGAAAAUAAUAUUGAAAAAAAUAAUAUUACAUGUAGAAAUGAACGUAAAAGUUUUUAUAUUAAAAAAAUAUAUAUAUCAAUACCAAUGAUCAAUUCAACAACAACAGAAACAACAACAACACGUCUACCAUCAUCAUCGCUAUCACCAUCAUCAUCAUCGCUAUCAUCUAUAGCAAAUGCAUUAGUUGAAUCAAAAUUAUAUGAUAUGAAUAUAAUACAAAAUGAAAAUAUUAUUAUUAAUAGUAAUGAAAUUGCAAUGCAACAGGCUAUUGCAUUUUAUGGACCAGUUACUGCUGCUAUUGAUGCACGAUUAGAUACAUUUAGAUUAUAUCGUGGGGGUUUAUAUUAUGAUAGUAAUUGCUCAUCAACAUUAAAUGAAACAAAUCAUUUUGUUACUGUUAUCGGUUAUGGUAAAAUGAAUGAUAAUACUGGUAAAGAAUAUUGGUUAAUAAGAAAUAGUUUUGGUAAUGAUUGGGGUGUUAAUGGUUAUAUGUUUUUAAUAAGAAAUUUAAAUAAUCAUUGUGGUAUUGGAACAUAUUUUAUAUAUCCAGAAGUUGCUUAACUAUAUAAUAUAGAUUACAAUAUAUAUAUAUAUGAAUAUUUAAGAGGUAAUAAUUGUAAAAUAGAAUUUAUGAUAUGAGGAGGGGGGGGUCAUUAAAUUUAAAAUAAUUGUGAGUGUAUUAUAAGAAAUCAAAAAACAAAUUUUGCAAUAUAAUAAGGGGCUAUAGCAGCAAGGCUAUAAGAGUUUUUAAAUAAAUUAGAAAUAAAUUUAAAUUCAAUUUAUUUGAUAAUUGAAAUUGAUUAAUUUUACUUAUAUUUGUUAAAUACAAAAUUGCUAGUUUCACUAUUAAUUUAUUUGUAAAUAUAAC
This is a messenger RNA of Condylostylus longicornis, 1661 nucleotides long. Its product is annotated as cathepsin S-like. Gene Ontology annotation, cellular component: lysosome. The record is from RefSeq and is a predicted model, not a curated record. Gene Ontology annotation, molecular function: cysteine-type endopeptidase activity. NCBI's taxonomy places the organism in Eukaryota, Metazoa, Arthropoda, Insecta, Diptera, Dolichopodidae. The coding region runs from base 131 to 1354 and encodes 407 amino acids. The transcript has a single exon.